AUGGAAGAAGGAGGGAAAAUCCAACACUGUGUGAUGGAUGAAUCCCAAAACGGUACGAGCAUUUGGUUUACGGAAUGUGACCCAUCGAUAAAACCAGCUGUCGAUCAGGUGUUUGAUACGUUGGAAGAUGGCAUCGCGUACUACAAGACAUAUGCAUCCAUAAUUGGGUUUGAUGUGCGCAAGAGUUCCGACAUUAAGAAUAGGUAUGGGAUCAUCCUGAAGAAGAAACUAGUGUGCAAUCGUGAAGGGUAUAAGGAUGCAAAACCAGACACCACAGCAGGUCAAAAUACCACCACACAAACAAAACGACGACGGCCGUCUAACAGGGUUGGGUGCAUGGCUAGAAUAGUUUUCAGAAGAAACAGUAAAGGAAGGUACGUGGUCAAGAAGUUUGAAGAGGGGCACACCCACUGUUUGUGCGAGGAGAGUUACAAACCUUUCCUGAAAGGGAAUAGAAAACUAGAUAUUGGCCACCAACAAUUCAUCGCGAACUGCUCAAAAGUCAAUAUUGGGGCUAGUAAAAGUCAUGACCUGUACGCCGAGAUGGUGGGAGGAGUUGAAAACGUGGGAGCGACACAACAAGACUGCAAGAACUAUAGAAGGGAGCUUUUGGCGUACAUGCAAGGAGCAGAUGCGCAAAUGCUAAUAUCCAAAUACCUCGAUCUCAAAUCGGACUAUGACGAUAUGUAUUUCGAAUACGAGGCAAACGAGAAUGACCAGUUGGCACGUGUUUUCUGGGCAGAUGGUAUGGCAAGAAAGCAGUAUAGUGUUUUCGGAGAUGUUGUGUCAUUUGAUGCUACGUACAAAACUAACAGGUACAGUCUCGUGUUCGUCCCAUUCACCGGUAUAGACCACCAUAAAAAAUGCGUAACAUUCGCAGCAGCACUGAUUGCGCGUGAGGAUGUCGACUCGUACUGUUGGAUACUAAAGAACUUUAGAAACGCAAUGGGAAGCACACCACCAUUCACAAUAACCGACCAAGACCCGGCGAUGAAGGUUGCAAUUGCACAAGAAUUCCCAGAAACUCGCCAUCGUUACUGUAUGUGGCACAUAAUGGCGAAGGUCAACGAUAAAGUGAGUCCUGAAUUAGCAAAAAAUGAAGUCUUCCGAAGAGAGCUGAAUGAUGUUGUUUGGAAUGAAAGCUUGACUACCGCCAAAUUUGAGGUUGAAUGGAAAGCGAUUAUAGAAAAGUUUGGCUUAAUUGAAAAUCCAUGGCUAAACCGCAUGUACGACGAGCGCGCAUCGUGGAUCCCUGCAUGUUUUGAAGGUGUUUUUAUGGGAGGGCUAUUGCGUACAACAUCACGCUCUGAAGCAGAGAACCGGAUUUUCAGAAGCAACACUAGCAAACAUAUUUGUAAGGAGAUAUGUGCCGGAUGUUUUGAUUGCCGGGUCCGUGGUGUCACCCCUGGUGAGGCCGGGAACACGUAUGAGGUCGAGGAUGAGCACUAUGUACGAUACACGGUGUUCGUUGAACACGGGACAAGGACGACAACCUGCGAGUGCCGAAUGUACAUCCGGAUUGGACUGUUGUGCAGCCAUGCAUUUGCAGUGUUAAUAUAUGACAGGAACGAGGACAUACCCCCCAACAUAUCACACCCCGUUGGACACGAACCGCAUUAA
Molecule: messenger RNA, 1620 nt
Organism: Ipomoea nil (Japanese morning glory)
Lineage: Eukaryota; Viridiplantae; Streptophyta; Magnoliopsida; Solanales; Convolvulaceae
Product: protein FAR1-RELATED SEQUENCE 5-like
Exons: 3
Coding region: 1-1620 (539 amino acids)
Biological process (GO): regulation of DNA-templated transcription
Molecular function (GO): zinc ion binding
Source: RefSeq, a predicted model, not a curated record